Messenger RNA from Bradysia coprophila, 18941 nucleotides. RefSeq lists its product as uncharacterized. Gene Ontology annotation, biological process: positive regulation of transcription by RNA polymerase II. Gene Ontology annotation, cellular component: MLL3/4 complex; nucleus. Gene Ontology annotation, molecular function: transcription coactivator activity; protein binding; histone H3K4 methyltransferase activity. Lineage: Eukaryota; Metazoa; Arthropoda; Insecta; Diptera; Sciaridae. The record is from RefSeq and is a predicted model, not a curated record.
CUUCUCUCUUUUGUAAAAAUGGCUAAUGUCAUUUGAUUGCUAUGAUUUUAUUUUUUUUAAAUUCAAUUCGAAUAUUUGAUAAAACCGGACUAUAUUUGUGCGGAGUGGAAAGUGUAGUGGAAAUAUUGUGUGGCUACGGUGAUUUAUUUAUUGCAAAAACAAAUUCCAUGUCAAAAAAGUGAAUUGAAUUUUUUCAAUUAAAAAUGGCUGUCGAUUCUUAUUCCAGUGAAAAAACCACAAAAUUUCACUGAAAACCAGACAAAUACAGUCGAAUACCAUUCGAUUCGUGUCAAAAGUUACAAAUUACUAGUGUAAAACCAAUAAAUUCGAGUGAAAAAAUACAAAAUUUCGGUGAAAACAGUGAAAACCAUAGUGGAAAACCGCCAGCAUCAGUCGCUAGGGGGUCAAAUAUAUAUAUCGCGGCAUUGUUGAUAAAUGGUUUUCACAGCAACAUAAAUAACGUAGAGUACGCGAAGUGAUUUUAUUAUGGACCCUGAAGAAAUCAAUCUCGAUGUUCUGACGGAUGAUUUUGAUGGUUGUUCGGAUGGGGAUGAUGAUGGAGAUGGAGAUUAUGAAUUUAUCAACGAAGGCGGUUCCAAUCAACUUGCAGGAAGUUCAGGUGGAAAACCACAUUCGAUUCGUCGUGGACCCGGUCGUCCUAGAAAAGAGUUUUUACCCGGUCAACGGCAGAUAUCACGUGAAAAUCGUGUAGUAAAACGUGUACGUGGCGGCGGAAACGGCAACGGAUCUAUGCGUGGCGGCAUAGGACAAAAACGUAAAAUUUACAGUCAAUGGUCACAAAAUAUCGGUCUAAUGAAUCAAAUAGCUCACACUCAGGAUUCAUUUUUGUCGGGACUGUUGCUAGCAUCGCCCGUCGACGAAUCUUCGAAUAAUACAAUGUUGAGUACGUCGAGUACACCGUCGACGCCGAUCGAUCACGAAAUGAGUAUGGUGCCAUUUCAAGCGUCUGAAAAGAUAAUGCAACCACCCGAUGAGCCUCCAUAUUUUCCGGAAAAGUAUCCCGGUAAAUUGUGCGUUUUAUGUUGUCUCGGCGAACGAAGUCAACUGGGACAAGGUGAAAUGCUCCGCAUCGAAGUAAACGAAUCAGAAGCCGACAUCGCCUCGUUGAGCUCAUCUUUAGAGGACAGACAAUCAGCAUCGAUGCAAGACGAUAAAAACCAACGGGGUUUAACUGGUCCACAAUUGAGUAAUCGGCGCCAGAAGGGACUGAACAAGUGCAAAAAUCCUGUCAUGACAUCGGAAUACGUCGACGAACUUGAAAAGGUUGGCCAUCCGGAGUCAAUAGAGUUGGUUCAGUUACACGAUUGCGGAUACAUCUACGUUCACCGGUCUUGUGCGAUGUGGUCCAUUAGUGUCAUUCGUGAUCCAUCUGGAACAUUGGACAAUAUUCCAGCAGCAGUUUCGUUGAGUUUAACUAGAAAAUGCACCUUCUGUAACAAAUUUGGCGCGAGCACAUCGUGUAAGAUGUCUUGCCCGAAGUACUUUCAUUUACCUUGUGUCGCCGCUUCUGGUGGAUUCCAAAUUAUUCAAAGUUUAACCGUCUUCUGUAAAGAGCAUCUUGGUCAAGUGCCGUUAGUCUGUACCGAGGACAUAAAUUGUCGCAGUUGUCUCGGAUUGGGCGAUGUAUCGAAUUUAAUGAUUUGCUCCAUGUGUGGCGAUCACUAUCACGGGUCUUGCAUUGGUGUUGCUCAGUUGCCAGGCGUUCGUGCCGGAUGGCAAUGUAAAUCGUGCCGACGAUGUCAAAUUUGUAGAGUUCCUGAUUCUACUGAGGGUCGUUCUCUGGCCUGCGAACAAUGCGACAAAACUUAUCAUGCCAAUUGCCUUCGACCAAUAAUGACUUCGAUACCAAAGUAUGGAUGGAAAUGCAGGUGUUGUCGAGUAUGUUCGGAUUGUGGUUCACGUACACCCGGAGCAGGAACGUCUUCAAGAUGGCAUGCUCAUUACACUGUUUGUGAUUCGUGCUAUCAACAACGCAAUAAAGGAUUCUCGUGCCCCAUCUGUCAUAGAGCUUAUAGAGCAGCCGCCUAUCGAGAGAUGGUCAAGUGUAGCAUAUGCAAUAAAUUUGUUCAUAGCACCUGUGAUGCUGAAGCCGAACUGUCGGCAUACCACGCGAAAAAGGAAAUGCAACCAGAGUACGAGUACUCAUGUCCGCCGUGUAAAACGUUGGUACAAAGUGGACGAAUUGCAGCUACAAUGAGACGCAACAGCAGCAUCGACGAGGAGAGCUUAUCGGCGUCACAGGAAAGUCUUUACACCGACGAUGUGCCCAUGGAAACCGAAAGUAGUGAAAAAUUGCCGGAUGUUGGUUUGGGUAAAGGAAAACCAUUUGUUGCCAGCAAAGAUGCUAAAAAACGCUUAGGCCUACCUAUUGGACAAACUGGUGGUCGGCCGAAGGGUGUCGGAAAGAUACCGUUCCAAAAGCGACAACGUUCGUCCGACCUUACACGCAAACGUGGUGCGAAAACAAAAAUGCGUGGAAUAUUCGGUGUGCCUGGCUUGGGUCUGCAACGACCAACUUCGGAUUCAACGAGUAAAACAGACGAUGAGCCUGGCGUUGAGAAUCGUUUAGUUUUGUGUUCAGCCAAAGAUAAAUUUGUGUUGACUCAGGAUAUCUGUGUGAUGUGUGGUGCCAUCGGUACCGACCAAGAGGGUUGUCUUAUUGCGUGUGUUCAAUGUGGACAGUGUUACCACCCAUAUUGCGUUACUGUUAAAGUGACCAAGGUGAUUUUACAGAAGGGAUGGCGUUGCUUGGAUUGUACAGUGUGCGAAGGAUGCGGUCAAAAACACGAUGAAUCCCGACUGACCUUGUGCGACGAAUGCGAUAUAUCUUAUCACAUUUACUGUAUGGAUCCACCAUUGGAUUUUGUUCCGACGGGCGUGUGGAAGUGCAAAUGGUGUGCCAUUUGUCAAAAAUGCGGAGCAAAUUCGCCAGGUUUCAAUUCCAUUUGGCAAAAUAGUUACAGCGAGUGUGGGCCAUGUGCUAGUCAAACAAGCUGUGCUUCGUGUUCCGAAGGCUAUGCGGAUGGAGAGCUUAUUAUUCAGUGCACACAGUGCGAAAGAUGGCUACAUUGUUCGUGCGAUUCAAUCAAAAAUGAAGAUGACGCCGAAUUAUGUUCAGAAGAAGGAUACACAUGCCUAUUGUGCCGUCCACGUGAUCUUCUUCCGCCACACUUAGUUCCGAAGAAGAAAGCUCUCGCAAUUUUACCAGCACCGCCUCCACCACAGAAAUCACAACCCGCUGCGAUCAAAACGGAAGAGUCAAGCGACUUAAAUGCUGCCUUAGGCUUAGACAAAAGCCGUUGCGUGGAUGGAAUUUGGCUCAGCGAAAGAGGACAGGAACAGAUGCGAUCUUUGCAGGAUCCUUUGAAAGAAAGGAAAAAGCGAAAAAACAAACUGUUGAUGGUCGAACCGCCUCCUGUUAUGUCGUCUUGUCAUGUCAUGGAUGCUAUUGAAUCCGUUGUGGCUGGUAGCAGUUUAAAUAAUUCCAUGGACGAUGUGAAAUUGGAACCGUUGGAUCCGCGAGAAGAGGCAGAAAUUUACAAGGACGGAAUGGUCUGGGACAAAUCUGAAUCAAGUCCACCGGAAGGAUUCACUUUGUGCACAAACGAGCAAGGUACAGUGGUUCUGCGAAAGAAACGCCAGAGAAAUUUACAAAAACUGGGAAUUGGUGGAUUCAAUGUUCGCAAUCGAACAUUCCGGAAAGACGGUCCGAACAAAGACGAUGGUGACGAUACGAUGGAGCAAUCGUCGAACCAUUGCACCGACAAUACCGAUAAAAAGAAGAAACCCGCACGAAGAAAGCCGAAAAGUAAGCUGACCGAAACAUAUCCUAGCUAUUUGCAAGAGGCAUUUUUCGGUAAAUCUUUGCUGGAUACGACAAAACCCAAAUUUGAAUCGAGUAGUAGCGAGGACGAAACUAAGAGCAACGUUUCGGACGACAAGACAAUCAAACUUUCGAUGGAAGAAUUGAAAAUGAUCGAGGCAAUGCGUGCGAAACAGCAACAGCAACAAUUGCUCGAUGAGCAAAAGAAGGUAGCAGCUGCUACAGCUGCAGCAGCCACCAAUAACCAGAAUGUUCAAAUGAAAACGGUGCAGCAAGCUGCUCCCAGAGUGACCAACAUUAAAUUGGAUCCGUCACUAGGUUUAGCUGACGAUAUCGACAAUAGCGACACAGAAGCUCUGAAGGAUAUUUUGCCUACUGAUUUGCUAGACAACGAUCUAGUCAGUCGAAUUAUGAAUGAAGACGAGGAGCUCACAAAGAAUUCGAGUACAUUUGACGAUAUAACCGAUGAUCGGGAACUAUCCAAUCUCGAACGAAAGGAUGAACUCGCCGACAUUCUUAGUCCUCAUUUUAAUCUAGAAUUUAAGAUGGAUGGCAAUGAUGUGGAGGAAAUUUUCAAGGGUGUUUUAACCGAUGAGUCACAGGAAUCUCAGGACCAAUUAACUCAAAGCCUUAACAAACCCGUCAUGAACAAUGGUAUGCCCCAGAUGGACAUGUCACCGAAUCUAAAUAUGGUGACUUCGUCCAAUGCGAAUAUGCAAGGACAACAAAUGAUGCAACAACCGAUGCAGUCUCCCCUGAUGUCUCAUUCGCCAAUGGGAGCAAGCAAUCCCAUCGUUCAACAAAUGAACCGACAACAACCUCAACAAAAUCAACUACAAAUCGGUCAACCGUCAGUCAUGAUGCCUCACCAGCAACCGCAGCAAAUGCAAAUGAAUCCAAUGGCUGGCGGUAGUAAUCCAAUGCAACAGAGACCGCAACAACAACAGCAGCAGCCGCAGACACAACAGCUACAGCAACAACAGUCGCCACAACAGCCACAAAUGGGGUACCAAAAUUACUAUGCCAAUUUCGGCAACAGCAUGCAAUUCAAUUCCAAUUAUAACGACCAACAACAGUGGAAUGCCAAUCAGCAUCAACCGGCCGCUAUGCAGUCUCCACAAAUCGAUCCAUCCGGUCUGCCUUCGACGGCUGGUGAUGAGAGUCUGGGAGCGGCUGCUUCUGGUGCGGCUAGUAAACAGAAUUCAACCGAACGUAUGAGGCAAGAUGAAGGUCUCGGUGAAAUGGCUACAAUAUCCGCGGUUCUAUACGCGAACACAAAUCAUCCCGAAUUGAAAGCCACCUAUCCGAACUGGACAGAUCGAUGCAAACAGAUACUGAAAAAAUGGCGUGCCUUACAGCAGGAGAAAAAGGCACCGUUCCUGCAACAAGCUCGCGACAAUCGAUCAGCGUUACGGAUGAAAAAGGCCCAACAGGUACCGCUCAUGUCACCGAAAGAUGCUGCCAUUUCAUCUUCACCUGCACCACUAACGCCAUCAACGGCACCGACAUCCAUUGGCGAUCACAUGUUAUCCGAUCAGUCGCAGCGGAUAGACGUCCAACAAUCCCCACAUGUUCAUCAUCAAUUAUUUGAGGUGCAAGGAAAAUCUGGCGAUGGCAAACUAGAUGAAUUAACACAAACUAAUCAAACUAGUGCAUCAAUUAAUUCUAACACCACAACCACAUCCCUAACUUUGACAACAUCAACUAACCCAGUAGACUCACAUGUCCCGAAUGACAAGGAUCAGGAAAAAAUUAACUCUCAACAGAAGAGUCUACGCGAACAGGAGCAAGAACGACAAUGGAAGAAUUUACAGGCCAUGCGUGCUCGUGAACAGCAAAUGCAACAAAUGCAGCACAUUAACGGUGUACUACCCGAACAGAAAAUGCAACCAGACAUUGACCCUUCAACUCAAUUGCAAAUAUCGACCAAUUCGAAUGACAUGAUGGGACCGAUGGCAAGUCCAUCGCCGAAUUCCCGAAAUCAAUUUGCUGCACCCGCAUCAAAGAAUCAACGGAUUAUUGUUGGUCUGCCGAAUGCCCAAAACAAUCCGGGUGGCUUUCAGCAUCCAUCGAUGUCGCGGCCAGUUUCGGUGCAAAUACCACGACCUGGUCAAAUGCAGCAACGUGUCAAUCAGAGUCCGUUUUCGCCACAGGCCCAAACACCGCAGUCACCGCAUGACCAGUUUCCGUUGUCGCCAGCUCAGACCUCGAUUGAUCCGUUUUCUCGACCACCGUCUGAGAAUUCACAACAGGAUCCGUAUCUGAACUCUCCUCAAACACCGCGUUCCUUCGACCAUCAAAGUCCGAAUCCGAAUUCGAAUCACAGUCCUGCCUAUUCAGGUCAAUCGAAUCAAUUGAUUCAAACCGCACCAAAUCAACAGACUGCCAUACGAAUGGGUAUGGGCGCUGGUGGAUAUGCAAAGGCUCCGGGAACACCGCGACCGCAUUACGCUACCGAUUCAAUUCGGCCAACAGUGUACGCGUCGACUGCACUUUUCAAUACAGCUCCAAAUUCGCCGUUCACAUCACCCAGGAACGACCAAUUCCAACAACCACCACAGCCGCAAAGUCAGCCGGAGAACAAUCGUCAGCUACGAGAUUUAUUGCAACGACAACAAAUGAUUACACCUAGCAUGCCAAUGUCGACGGGUAAUCAACAAUCUCCGCUUAUGUCGCAACCUACUCCACAGUCGCCACGCUGGAAUAAUGACGGAAUGGAUGAUGGUUUGGCUAUGGGUAAUCGAAACGAAGUGACACAACACAUUCAACAACAACAGCAACCGCCACAACCAGGGCAGCAGUCUGGAAUGGGACUGCCACAACAACAGCAGCAACAACAAACCCAAUCAAACAUACCGGAUGCGAAUACGUUCCGACAACCUCUUCCACCAGGCAUGAUUUCACGACCACAACGUAUGAACAUGCCUGCACCCAUAAUUCGUCCAGGACAACAACAAAUCGUGCAGAAAGGAGCUCGAAGCAUAAUUAUGACAUCAGAUCUGCGACAACGUUUCAUUCGACCUCCAGUUGGUGGAGUCAUUGCGUCGGGUCAACAAGUUAUUGCGCAACAACAAACUAUUAUACAGCAACAACAACAGCAGCAGCAGCAGUCAUUUUCACCACAACAAUCUCAGGCCGUUCGAAUGCAAUCGAACAUUGUCAAUGUGGUCAAGUCAAAUGAAAUGCAACCAGGCCAAGUGAUAGGACAAAGAUUGCCACAUCAAGGAAUGCAAUCCAUUGGUGGUAUGUCGCAGGGAACUGUUGAGACUGCGGUUCCUCCACCAGCUGAUGCUGAUACACAAGAAAUUCCCGACAAUGUCACAGCUGAAUUGGAAAAACUCGAACAUGAAAAUGCUGUUAUGAGCGAAGUAGAAGGAGUUGGUGAUCUGCUGGGUGAUUUGGGUGAGGACGAUGACGAUGAAUUACUUAACUCAUUAACCGCUGAAAUGGGCGCUGACUUUAACAUACUCGAAUAUGCCGAUCCCGAAUUGGACACACUGAACGACGGUGAUAAGGCUAAUUUAUUGGACAGUUUAGACUUCGGCGAAGCCGAACCUGAAAAGGGAUCAGUUAAGAAAGAACCUUCGGAUCCUACCAAUCCAAACAAACCAGCUAGUACAGUUGAAGACUGUAAUCAGCACGUCGUUCCAAAUCAACAACCUAUGCAACAGCAAGCUUCGAUCAAUGUUAAUGUGACCGGUGCUUCGUCUCACGUCAACGUUCAGCAAACAAUGGGUGGACAGAUGCGACAACUUUCCAAUGUGCCAACGUCACAAAUUCAGCCUCAAGUCAGUCAACAGCAGAUGCAACCACAACAGGCCAAUCCUCAGUUGCAACAUCAGUUGAAUCGCUUGAAAGCCAUUCAGAUGAAUAAUCAGCAAUUACCACCACCAUUGCAACAAAUUCAACAGCAAAUGCAAAUGCAGGUUCAACAAGCAGCCGCGAAUGGAAAGGCCAUGCAAAUUGGAACACAAUUACAGACUAAAGACGGUACGAUCGGAAUCGUCACAGCAAAUAACACUGUGUCGCUGAGUCAUCCAAGUUUAUACAACCGAGGAGGACCGAUGCAAAAUCAACUCAUCGCUCAGCAACGAAUUUCCCAGCUUCGUCUUGCUAACCCGAACAUUGCCCAACAAAUUGGUGGUCAGCCGAGAAUUGUCUUACAGCAGCAACAGCAACAAGUUCGUAUGAUUAGUGCUGGUGCUCAACAGCAACCGCAAGUAGCACAACCUCCGCCACCACCGUAUCCUGGUCAACCACCACCGCCAUAUCCAGGAAAUAACGUUCCACAAACAACUGAUUCACAGUACAACAUACCAUAUCAAUCGUACUCGUUGGGGAUAAAUCCUGAAAAUCAGUUAAAUCAGCGACGAUCUUUGUUGCUGCAGCCUUUACUUUUGGAAGACCUUCUGGAACAAGAGAAACGCGAACAGGAACGUCAAGCCGGUCAGGUUACAUCUGUUCCGUCGGAUAUGCCAAUUCAACAAGACGCCAAUUCCGGUCUGCUAACCGAUCAUGAUUUCGAACGGAUGCGAGUCGACGUUAUGAAUACCGGUCCACAAGGAUUGCCGGCACAAGGACUUCUGCCGUUGCAGCAUCAAACGACAACACCACAAAUGAGUCAACAUGGUGGAAUUCGGCAGAAAUUUUUGAGCAGAGGAGUUAGUCAGCCGCAAUGGCGAUCGAAUAUGGCUGCGCCUCUACACACGCAAAUGGGGCAGCCAGCCAAUCAACCAAUGCCAGGUCAAAAUAGUAUGGAAGGCACUAUGAUACGUAAAGAAGGAUGUAGCGUACUGCUUUUCAACGCCAAUCUACAAGCUGCUCCACCAUUACCACCCGAAAAUAUUAUAACGGAACACGAUCGCCAAAUGCAAAUGGCUUAUGAGCAAUGGUUAAAUACACAGAACAAAGUAUUGACCGCUCAAUUGCAGUACUACGAAACUGAAGUGGGUAAAUUGCGUAAGGUCAGGAAAUCGUUGAACAGUAAGCAGCGAGCAUUACGAAAAACGGGUAACGAGUUAACCGAACAAGACGCAGCCGAAUUGACAAAAGUAUCGGGAGAACAAGCGAUCGUUCAAAAGCAGUUGGAAAGCGCUAGAAAACAAAGCAGACAGCAUGGUCUGCUGAUGCAAGACUAUCACACAAAGCAGCAGUCCAAAACGACCUCGCAAAUGAUUUCACCAAUGUCAAAUCAUGCGGGUUCCUCUCCGGCACAAAUAGCUCCACAAUCACCGUUAAUGUCUCAAUCGCCAUCUUCACAAUCGAUCAUGCAACCGGCUCAGUCGCCUCUGAGUAAUCCACUGUUGCAGCCGGCCAGAAGUCCGUUACAUUCGCCAAGUCCUUUGAUGUCACAGAGUCCAGGACCUGGCAGUGUUUCGUCCAUUUUGCAAAGUCCUGGUCCCGGAAAUUCAAGUAUGUCGCCAUACAGCAACAUGCAACCAUCGCCACGUAUCGGUACGCCGCAUCAACAAAACGAUGAUACGAGUCCUUUCAGUCCUAGUGGACCAGGACCAUCACAGUCACCGUCAUUAAGCGGACGCCUAACAUCUCCAGCUCCACGAAUGACCUCACCACAACACAGAAUCGGUACCGGGCAAAUGAUGGCUGGUGGUCGAAUGACAAGUCCAGUCAACCCAUAUGCACAGCAGGGCAUGGCACAAUCCCAAAUGAUGGUCAAUCAGCAACAGAAUCGCUUUAUUCGACCUAUGAAUAUGCAAGAUCGUCCACGACAAACAAUGAUGGCAAUUCAGCAACAGCAGCAGCAACAGAACCAACAAAUGCAUCAGAUGCAACAGCAGCAAGUACAACAACAAGUACAGCAGCAGCAACAACAGCAACAAGUGAACCGACAAAAUAACACAAUGUAUCCAAAUUCGCCGUCAUUGGGUAGUCCCCAGCCAAUUAUUUCCAAUCCACAACAAAUGAACAUGGACAACAUUCAAAAUCAACGUACCCUGCAACUGAUACAGCAACGACAAAUAAUUCGACAGCAGCAAAUGCUUCAUCAGCAACAACAACAGCAGCAGCAGCAGCAGCAGCAACAACAACAACAACAGACCAAUCAACAACAACAGCAGCAUAUGUCGUUUGUCGAUCAACAACAAAACAUGACGCAGAAAUCGCCAAUGCUCAGUUCGCAGCUGCAAAAUCCUCCAUCAUCACCGAUGCAAAAUCAUAACAUCCACUUUGGUGGUCAACAACAUCAACAGCAAGGUAUCGUUGGUUCACCACUGAUGCGACAGUCUUCUGGCUCUGGUGGCCCAUCUCCCAUUUCGAAUUCGAUGCAACAACAGGACUCUUAUAUGCAUCAACAACAGUUCAUGCAGCAACAACAUCAAAUUGAUAACCAUCAAUCGAUGAACCAAAUUGAUCCUACAUCGGGCGGAGGUGGUUCGGGAAUGCAUCACAAUGUCAUUCCAUUGCCACCAUCAUUUGCCCGUUAUGGUUACAUUAAAUUGGGCUUGUUCGGCGGUACGCCAAUGUAUACGAGCUUCGGUAAAGGUGCUAAACGAUUGCCGGCUCCUGCGGGAAGUGCUCCCGUUCAAUCGAAUCAAACUAGAAAAGAUCAUCCGAAAGAUACGCCCGCCACAAGGCCAAUUAUUGUGAAGAAAAAGAGUGUGCCUAUGACCAAGGCAACCAUUCAACACAAUAAGAUCACAUCGUUGGUCAAUCAAGAUUAUAGCGAAUUUGAUGACGGUUCGUCAACGGCCAGUUCGUCACCCGGAACAUCGUUAAGUUCAUUGAAAAAGGGUGGCGAUAUGCACGAUAUUGUUGUUAUCGAUAGCAGUCCCGAUGAGAAGAUCGACUAUGACGACGACAAUGAUAAAACUGUUGUCGGUACAGAGGUGUCGUUGAGUUCGGUGGCACAGAAUGUAGACGAUGGCAAUGAUAUGUCAGUAAUGUACAGUUCCACUGGUAACGAAUUUAUUGUGUCCAGUCCGUUGGAUGAAGUCGUCGAAGAAUACCCACUGUUUCCGUGUGUUGUUGAUUAUGUGGAUAGCGAUGAUUCAAUGAAACAUCGGCAGAAUCACGACGAUGACAAACACAAUGAAUUAGUGCAACUAGCUAGUCCUGGAGAAGAUGAACGCCAAUCCAUCACCAUUGAUAGUAGUGAUGAAGACGGGAAAAACAAGAAUCCAGAGUCACCCGAAUAUUUAGAAGAUCUGGCUACGACGACGUCCGAAGACCACUUUCAAGCGACCGAAGAAGAUUUGAUGUCAAUGGGCUCGGAAAUCAUCAUUAUUGAUUCGAGUGCAAAGACACCAGAAGAAUCCAACUUUUCUGUGUCAGGUGUGGAUUUCGAGGCGAUGAUCGACUCUGAAAAUUCGAAAGAUUCCAAAGACGACAAGGACAGUGUCUUAUCGCCGCCGAGCAACGAAACCGAAAAAGAAAUCGUUCCAACCACCAAAGAGCGAACAGUCAUUACCGUGGUUGUACCUCAACCGAGUCAAGCUUCCACACCAGCCACCACAGCGAAACCAUCGCAAAUAGUCACGUACAGUCGAUUGCCAAUGACCGCUUCUACAAUUGUAACAGCGAAGAAAGCAAACUUGCCAGUGUAUUCAACGGCUGCCGCUGCUGCGGCCCAUAAGAAAUUGCUGAAAGAUGCUACACAGACGACAGCCACCGUAUCGAUUGGCAAUAAGACGAUGACUGUUCCAGUAUUGAAAAAUGUUCCACUCACUCAGUCACACACCAAAUCGUCAGAGCAGGUCACCAAAAAUAUGUUGUCACAGCCGAUGAGCAUCAGUUUGGCCAAAGCACCAACUGUCAUCAAUGUUAGUGGACAGAAAAUCGCAACGUCGACCAUAGUGACGUUAUCUUCAUUGAAUUUGCAUAACACGAGUAAUGCACGGAUUGUUCAGGCUACAUUGCUGCGUGCCGGUCAACCGCACCAACAUUCAAUCAAUAUUCAAACUCAGCUGCAAGCCCAACAACAACAGGCUAAUCAACAACAAGCGAAACAGAACCAGAACAAACUCCUCGAAACAUUCACUGCGAAAACCAUGUCUCCGACCAUUACGUAUUCAAAGUUGUCAUCGCUGAAAGUGACCCAAGUGUUGCCGACGAAAAUAUUUGAAGACGAAUCCAUUUCACCCGACAGUUCAAUCGAACAAGACGAACCGGAUAUUUUGUCACCCGAAAUUGAACGUCUGGAUGCAUCCGAUAGCAACAGUAAAUCGACACCAGUACCAGCAGAUGUUAUCACGAAUGCUUGCCCGUCGCCGUUAUCGGCCAGUAGCCCAGUCAAACAGAUCGAAGUGGAUGAAAUGUUGUCCGAUGAUUGGAAGCGAACAUCUCCGGCAACGUCUAGAUCCAAUGACAGUAUUGUCACACUUCUCAAUGAGAAAUCUCAAGACUCGAUGGAAACAUCUUCUUCGUCGUCAGCAGCCAGCAAGGACAAACCGAAGCAACAAGGUGUUAUACCAGUACAUGUCAUCAUCAAAUCCAGAGAAUCGUCCAGCAGUCCAAUUCAAAAUCCAACCAAUCAACGAUUGAUGACAACAUCAACAAUGCCGCAACUAUCGCCACUAUCUCAACCCAACGAAAUUACGUCGAACAUGGCCAAUGUAUCGCAACAAUUGAGGACGAUAAUGUCGUCCAUAAAUCCCACCUCAACGAUAGUUCAGCAGAAAAGUGUAACAACAGAAUCAGCGUCUGGAAAUGCCGUUGAAUCGGUUAAUGAAAAUCAGGACGCAGCUAAUCGAUCGGAUUCUAUAAAGAGCGAUGGAGCGACGGUUAUUUUCGAGAAACCGAGAACGGUGACAUUGAUGGACAGUUCAGAGAGUUCUGUGGGUAAUGUUACACAGAAACCUGUCGCAACACAAUUGGUUGGCCAAGUAACAUACACUCCAGUGUCGGCAUCCUCCGGUGGAAAUAUUUUGGUUGUGAAACAGUUGCGUACACCUAAUGCACAAACAGCUGCAAUGACAUUGACACAAAGGCCAUCAGCUGUUGUGAAAUCUACAGUGUCCAAUCCUAGCUUUACAGUUCAAUCGGCACCAACUUCAUCUGUAAUAAUAAACCAGCUGAAUGUGUCAAGUGUCACAAAACCAUCAACAGAACCGAAUGUAUCAUCAUCAGAUACCGGUGAUCAAAAGUCGUCGAGCAUUGUCAGUAUUUUAAGCAGUUCAUCAGCUUCAAGAAUUUCGUACAAUGAUCUACAGUUUACAAAUCCGACGUCACAACCACCAACUUUAAUAAUGGCUACAACAGCUCGAUCAGUCGUAACGUCAACCCCAUCCAAUUCAUCUGUUCCGUCGAUGUCGAUGUCCUCGGCCAGUUCUACUCAAGCCAUACAGAAUAUACUUCAGUCGAGCUUACAAUGUCGACCACUCAGCGGCAGUAUAUUGGGAACGACGUUGAGCCAGCCACCAAAAAAUGCAACCACAUUGCUUCAUUCGCAAUUGACCAGUGCUCCAUUCAGACGAUCAAAAUCAACCGAUGAACCGCCUGGAUUCGUGAAAGAUGCCCCUGCUCAAAUACUCGGCAUCAAACGACAUAGUUUGGAAGUGGUAAAAGACGAAGUGAACGAUACAGCAGACGAAAGUGGCAAUAAAACUGAUUUGGAAAAUCGGGGCUGCAAAUUUUCCCACAUGGCGGCACCGCAAAUGAAAUCAGAAGAUUCGCAGAAUGUUCUGCUGAAGCAGUUACUUCAAAAUUCCGGAAAUAGUAGUACACCAUCACCAACGCCCAGCAAUACAGUCACUCGUCCGGUCACAACUGUACGGGCCCCAAGUUUGGGUGUCGUCAGUUCGUUGGAAGCUCAAUUGGCCCGUCCAGUUAUACCACCAGUACCGGCCACAUUAUCAUCGCUUCGAUCAUCUCCGCAGUCACUACACACGCAAACGGUUUCGACCACUUUUAGCGAUGCACCCAAAACUGUAAAUCGACCACACCAAAUCGUAUCCCGCGAAACGUCUUUUGUAUCGAAGCCCGUUACGUCAGCGUUGCAACUACAACAACAGCAACAACAGUCACAGACAUCAUCAUCAUCUGCUGAAAUGCGAAAGUGUUGGACACAGUCUAUUAUGAAGAAAGAAACGCAGCAAGUCAAUGUGCCAGUUUCUGGUGCCUCUGUUGCAGUUUCUUCGGCAGCAAGUGCUACCAUUCCUGAACCUCCACCACCAUAUUCAGUAGCAACUAAAAUGUUAGAGGCUCCUCAGCAACAACAACAAAUUCAACAACAACAACAGAUCCAACAACAACAAAUUCAGCAACAGCAGAUCCAGCAACAACAACAGUCUCAGCAAUCUCAACAACUGCAACAAUCGCAGCAAUUGCAACAGAUGCAGCAAUCGCAGCAAUUACAACAAAUGCAACAAUCACAGCAAUUGCAACAAAUGCAACAAUCGCAGCAAUUGCAACAGAUGCAACAAUCUCAGCCACAACAACAAUCUCAGCAGCAAGUGCAGUCGGCACACGAUUCACAACAAUUGUCGCAAUCUCAACAACAGCAACAAGUGAAACAAAUUGCUCCGACCAACGUGAUUAUCAAAAAGGAAAUCAACAUUUCGCAACCGAGUCCUAUAAUUCAGAACAGUCCAAGCACACCAUCUACUCCUACUGUGCCACCAGGACCGUCAUCUCAAUCGUCCUCCGAAAACAAACGUGAAUUUCUCGACGAUAACUCCCAGCAAAGCGUCACAUCCGAUCAGAGUUCAACCGUGAAAACCGAAAUUGUUCCGAAAGACGAACUGCCGGACGAAGAGGCUAUCGCAAAGGCGGCACAAGAAUCAGCUUUGGAAUUGAAGCGAAAGAAGCGACGCGAAUAUCAGAAAAAUCGCCGUCAAAUGCAAAUCUUAAGCAAAGAGAGCAUGAAUUCCACAACAACCAAAAAGAAGCAAAAGAAAUUGUCGAAAUUAGACGAGGACUACGAUUCGUUUAUCGAAAAUUUAAUGGUUCAGUUGAGGCUACUGCCGCCGAUGCAAAUUCUGGAACCGUUGCUGAGUCGCAACUACGGAAUAUGUCCGGCUUAUGGGACUGGUGAUUUGACAAAGUUCAAUACUGAGAAGGACUACAGUAUAGCUAAUGGCGAUCUGAAGGGAGACUAUGGAAUGGCCGAACUUUCCAAUGUGGCAGAUUUCUACAACACUCAACCGUUCGGUUGGAAAUCGCCAUUGAUCGAACAAGCAACCAAUUCCACCCACUAUGGAUUCUACGAUCAAGAAUUUUCGCCAAUCAAAUUCGAUGGUGAAGAAGAACCACGUCAUCACAAGUACGAUCAUGUGUCAAGCAAAGAACGUGAUGUCGAAACACCUGACACAAUCAUAAGUUCUUCGAGUCCCGAGUGUAUGAUAUGGGAAUCUGCUCCCAGUUUUCCAUGCCUUCGGCUCAUCAAUGAAGAAGAAUCGGAUGAAGGCGAUGAUGACUCAAUAGUCUACAAGAGAAUGUCACCGCAAAUUCCAAUAAUUGCACCGAUUCCCAUCCGUCUAAAGCCCGGUAUGUCGUUAAUCGAUCGUGCAUUGAUUGAAGGCAACAACAAGGAAAACGAAGGAUUGAAUGACGAACUGGGCAUUAAGUCGAGAUUCGGACCACCGACUCCGUUGAAAGACAAAAACAAUGUGACGGUGACUUUAACACUUACAUCGUCAGCUGCUGAAGAUAUUCUCGGUGUUUUAAGAGACCUGGCCAAUAUACUACACAUUCCGCCGCCGACAACAUAUCAGAUCGUUGAACGAACAACUACACCACCUAGUCAAAAGCUUGGCCUUUAUCGAACCCGAGGCAAAGACGGAAAAGAAGGUGCACCGAUUGACAUUCAAACAAUUUUGAAUGGCGCGGCUAAAUUCUGUCGUCACUGUGACGUAGUCAUUUUGAGUACGAUCAUCCGGGCCAAAGCAUCCGAAUUUCCCCUACUGUCCAUGAACAAUAACGAAUUGGUCAACGACUCCGACGAUUUGUACUUCUGCAGUAAAUCGUGCUAUAAGCAAUUCCAAUGGCGUCCCACAAGCAUUUUGGAAGACAAAUCGUUUGAAAUGUGUGGACCGGGAACGCGAACCUAUGACGAUACAAAAUUCAAUGCCGAUUUGAAGGAUCAGAAUGUUCUGCUGACCACAACAUCAGCUUCAAAUGAUCUGGAUGAAGAUGAUUUGAAGAUGGACAUCGAUUUCAACGAGGCCGAUUUGAAGGACGUUGGUAUUUACAUCAAAGAUCUGGAUAUGAAGCAGGAGAUCAAGGACGAAAUUGACACGAGUUUCGAAGAAUCGGUGGGUAAUGUGGACGAGGACCGCAAAAAGUCGCGUAAACUAUCGGAAGACGGACAGGAUGAUGCUCCGUCAGCCAAACAUCACAAAGGUAUGCGCUAUAAACAUUACUCGCCGAAUUGCUUCCGAUCGCCAGUGAAGUUCAAGAAGAUGAACGAAAGGGAAAUCACCGAAAUGCUCUUCAGAAUGAACAUAACAGUGACACCGACACCAAAGGUACCUGACGAUACAAGGAAAUGUAUUUUGUGCCAUCAGAUCGGUGAUCUAGUUGCCGAUGGUCCAUCGAGACUGCUGAAUUUUGAUGUUGAUAAAUGGGUUCAUUUGAAUUGCGCUCUUUGGUCGGAUGGUGUGUACGAAACGGUGAACGGAGCUCUAAUGAACCUGGAGGCUGCAUUGCAGGCCAGUUUCGUUCAGGCGUGUACGUUUUGUCAUCACCUCGGAGCCACCAUUAAAUGCUUCAAGAACCGUUGCAACAGCAUCUACCAUCUGAGCUGUGCUAUGAAGGACAAUUGUGUCUUCUACAAAAACAAAACGGCCCAUUGUGCCAUCCAUGCACCGAAAAGCGAAAAGGAUAACGAACUGACGACAUUGAGCGUACAGCGAAGGGUCUACGUUGAACGGGACGAAAGUCGACAAGUGGCGGCCGUAAUGCAUCACUCGGAACUGAGCAAUCUUUUGCGAGUCGGAAGUUUGAUAUUCCUGAAUGUUGGUCAAUUGCUGCCCCAUCAACUUCAAAAUUUCCACACAUCCAACUACAUCUAUCCGAUUGGAUACAAGAUUAUUCGAUUCUACUGGUCCAUGCGACGACCGAAUAAACGUUGCCGCUAUAUUUGUAGCAUCGCUGAAGUUGGUGGACGACCCGAAUUUCGUGUUCUCGUUCAAGAACCAUUCGAAGAGGACAUUGAAUUACGUGACGCAACGCCGAGAGCGAUUUGGCUGCGAAUCCUAGACCAGUUAGCCCAGCUGCGCAAAGAACACAAACUGAUUCAACUCUUUCCCAAAUACGUAAUCGGCGAAGAUCUGUUCGGUCUAACCGAACCGGCCGUCGUUCGCAUUUUGGAAAGUCUGCCCGGAAUUGAAACGCUCACCGACUACCGCUUCAAAUACGGACGAAAUCCACUGUUGGAACUGCCAUUGGCCAUAAAUCCUUCCGGAUCGGCUCGUACCGAACCGAAACCACAACAAAAUCUGAGUUGGAAAAAACCGCACACGCAACGAACCGGCUCUGCUAGCCAAAGACCUACAUUUGUUGCGUCCACGUCGGUGGUCGGCGAGGUGGCCUGUCCAUACAGCAAACAAUUUGUGCAUUCAAAGAGUUCGCAGUACAAGAAAAUGAAACAAGAGUGGCGAAACAACGUAUUCCUGGCAAGAUCUAAAAUCCAGGGGCUCGGACUGUAUGCUGCCCGAGAUUUGGAGAAACAUACUAUGAUCAUCGAAUACAUUGGUGAAGUGAUACGAUCGGAACUUUCCGAGCUCAGAGAGAAGCAAUAUGAGGCUAAGAACCGUGGCAUCUAUAUGUUCCGACUCGACGAAGAUCGAGUAGUUGACGCUACUCUAUCCGGCGGAUUGGCUCGCUACAUAAAUCACUCGUGCAAUCCGAACUGCGUCACCGAAAUGGUCGACGUGGACCGAGAAUGUCGGAUCAUCAUAUUUGCAAAACGUAAAAUCACCCGAGGCGAAGAGUUGUCUUACGAUUACAAAUUUGACAUCGAAGACGAUUCGCACAAAAUAUCGUGUAUGUGUGGUGCACCGAAUUGUCGGAAAUGGAUGAAUUAAAUUGGUUGGAACGAGAGAAUCGACGGAUGACCGUAGAACUAUUGACAAUUAAGAAAGACUGGUGAGCUUUACUUACCGUUAAAACGUUUAUGUAGGCGAAUUAUGCAAAGUGUAGGGAGAGAGAGAGAGAGAGAGAGGGAGUUUACUGUUGUGUUAAAAUCGAUUUUUCCACAAACAUUUUCGGCUAUAAAUUACUCUACAAACGUAAAUCAGAAACAAAAUUCGAAUAAUAAACUGGUAAAAGUAUAUCAAACAUUCCAUCCAUUAUCACGAAGACAGGUUAACGAUUGAGCUGCAAUUGAAUGUGAUGGACCGCGUCGGCAGAGUGGUUCCGAAUUUUAUUUUAAAUAAAAUUUUGCUUGACAAAAUCGAUUGUAACUUCACACCGAAUGUGGCACGUGUAAAUAAGAGACAAAACAAACAAGAAAAAAUUGUUUUUAAACUUUCAUUCUUUAUGUACAAUAACUAAUAACUGAAUCCUUCGAGAUCACAACUCUAAUGUUAUUUAAAGUGAAAAUGUUUCUUUCCUCAAAAAAAAAAUAUUUUUAUCAUCGAUCGACCUUUACGUAUUUUUCGUACAAUGUUGCACCUUUUUGAUAUAGCGGUAAAUGAGAGAGAGAGAGAGAUGUAGGGUGGUGAAACGAAAAAUCAUUUUUAUUUUUUAGAGAUUUAAGAACACACAUUCUCAUGGUGGAAUAAUUGCAAUUUAAUUUAAUUUAAACAAAAAAUUAAAAAUAAUUUAAAACAAAACAAAGAGAGAAAAAAUCAUAGAAGAAAUUUUUGUUUGGAGCUUAAUGACGCGACUAACAUUUAAGUGUUGUUUUUUUAUAUAAUAAAAUAAAAUUAGGAAAAAGAAUUCAAUAAAAUAAAUUGAUUACAAGUUUAAAAUAGUAAUUUAAGAGGAAUACGGUUACCUCAAGGGUUGUAAAUUAAAAUUAUUAUUUUUUUGUAAAAUACAAAACAGAGAAGAAAUACAAAAACAGAGAAGAGAGAGAAAUUAUAUUGAAAGAAACAAAUAGAAAAACAAAAGGUAAAAAUUAAAGUAAAUAAAAAAAUCAUUAUUCUAGUGUUAGACAUUAAGUGCAAAAGAGAAUCACACGAUCAGAGAAUAUAUU